UUGUCCCUGCUCGGGACAGAAGCCAGGGACCACACCCUUCCCAGCUACAGCCUCCAGAGAUGCGCCUGGGUGGACUGCUGAGCUGUGAGAGAGACAGAGUUACUGAAUACAACAUACUAGAGUGUUGCUAGAGCUGUCAUCAUGGCGAACAGAGGGCCCAGCUACGGACUGAGCCGAGAGGUGCAGGAGAAGAUCGAGCAGAAGUACGACCCAGACCUGGAGCAGAAGUUGGUGGACUGGAUAGUUGCACAGUGUGGAGGAAACCUGGAGAGACCACAGCCGGGCAAACAGAACUUCCAGAAAUGGCUGAUGGAUGGAACAAUCCUUUGUAGACUUAUCAACAGCCUUUAUCCACGGGGGAAGGAACCCAUCAAGAAGAUUCCAGAGACUCAAAUGGCCUUCAAACAAAUGGAGAAGAUCUCUCAGUUCCUGCAAGCAGCAGAAGCUUAUGGGGUGACAACCACUGACAUCUUUCAAACUGUGGACCUCUGGGAAGGAAAAGACCUGGCCGCAGUGCAAAGGACCCUAAUGGCUCUGGGGAGUGUGGCUGUCACUAAGGACGAUGGUCACUACAGAGGAGACCCAGACUGGUUCCACAGGAAAGCCCAGGGGUAUCGACGAGAAUUCUCUGAAGAGCAGCUGCGCCAAGGACAGAGUUUGAUUGGCCUGCAGAUGGGCAGCAACCGUGGGGCUUCCCAAGCUGGUAUGACGGGCUACGGUAUGCACCGUCAGAUUAUGUAGACCACUUACUAGCUAACCUGCUCCUGCGCUUCCAGACCUUAUUUUCUACUAAUGCCACAAGUGUUAUUCCCCUUAAAAAAACCCUUCCUAUCCUUUGUAACACCUGCCAUGUUAACCUCAAUUUCCCUGGAAUUGCUGCUUUUCCCAGUGUUCAGUCCUUAUCCUGAAAAACAUGAUGUCCGAUGCUGUUGAUCUCUUUCUUCUCCUCUUCCCUUGUGCCACAUGCUAGCCCCUCCCGAGCUUUGUUGACUCUGUUUUCUGACUUUCAGUGUCCAAGUGAUUACUUAAUGUGGAACUUAAAGUCAUUCAGCAUCAAUUUAGUCUUUUAAAAAAACUGAAGAUUGGAAUCUCCUUACAAAACAAGCCAUCACUGUUCUACAUAUGUUAAAUCUGAAAUACUGUAAGCCACUGUUGCAGCAUGUUGUAUGCUAUUUACUUGUAUUUAUGUAUUCUUUUAUUUAAGUUUAUCAUUGGUCAUUGUUUUAGGAUUUGGUCUGUUAUUGUGUAGUAAAUCCAAUGGCUCAAUGACUGAUGAUGUCCCUACUGUCUUGUCUGAAGACUUGUUGCAGUAUCCUCUGUAACCAAAUCAACCUCACGUUGUGCCUGGUUAUGGGACUACAGAGACUGGGUCCUAAUAUAUUGGCCUCAAAUUGAUAAAUAAGUUUAAUUCUUUCUGAGCCAUGCCCUUGUUAUUUUGUUAGAUUACAUCUUUGUCAAGAAUGUGUCCAUUGUGUGCCCAAGCAAGUAAAUCAAUGUGCAGUAGCCAACAUGUACAACCGUGAAAUUUCCAUUUCUGGUGCCAGGUAAAGACAUUGCUUGAAUGUGCACUUUUAUGUAUUGUCAUGUUUAUAUUUUUAAAUAUAUUUAUAUCUGAAGGCUUGUGAGA
Messenger RNA from Toxotes jaculatrix (banded archerfish), 1627 nucleotides. RefSeq names its product transgelin 3b (gene tagln3b). The record is from RefSeq and is a predicted model, not a curated record. The coding region runs from base 142 to 741 and encodes 199 amino acids. NCBI's taxonomy places the organism in Eukaryota, Metazoa, Chordata, Actinopteri, Toxotidae. Gene Ontology annotation, molecular function: protein binding. The transcript is spliced from 5 exons.